AAAUUUUUAAGUGCAGAGUAUUCAAAAUUGUAAUGAAUAAUAACGCCUUGUUGUCGUUAAUUCUAAGCAUUAUCCCCGUGGUGGCUAUUGGGUUUGUUUGUUUUUUAGUGUGUUAUAAAGUGUACAUAAAAAUUCGAUCCUGUUUUCAUAUUACCGUGAAUUGUUGGUUUUGCAAUCAAAAUACCAAAGUUCCGUAUUUGGAAUCGAAUAGUUGGACAUGUCCGUCCUGUGAACAAUAUAAUGGCUUUAAUAAAGAUGGCGAUUAUAAUAAAGAAAUCUAUGAGCAGCUAAAUUGUAGUCAAAGUACAGAACGUUUCACGGCAAAUCAAUAUUCGUCACACAUCCUCUCGGUUAAUAUCCAUAACGGUUUCUGUGAUAAUUGUAAUGAAGCGCAACGUUUGAAAGUGGAAAAAUUGUCUCAAUUUCAACCAAAGUAUGAGAAAUACUUCGACCAGGAAUUAAAAGUGUAUAAAUCUCAUUUAGAAGAGCAAUAUCGGUUAUGUGCAACAUGUGAUCGUCAUCUCAAAAAGGUUUUACACGAGAAAAAAAAAAUGGUUUUGGGUUCGAAAUUUCUUGAUUUUAUUAUUAAAGGAGCCGAGACUUUGCGGCAACCGCAUUCUAGCCAAAUACAUUACAUGAAACAGCAAUUAUGGAAACAACGCUGUCAUAUUUUGAUCGCCACAUUUACAGUAGUGAACACUCUGUGUCUAACGGUUUCUCUACCUUCAAUAAGUAAAGAACAUAUUACUUACUUAAUUGGCAACUCAGCGGGGCAUUACAUCUUCAUGGCCAUUUCUCAUAUCCUGACACUAAAGCGGAUUUUUUUGACAUAUUUUCAAUUGUUGUGUAAUCAUCACAUGGCUUUGAAGGUAACUUUAUUUUGUCGCACUGUCUUUAUGAUGAUUAUGUAUUCAAUGGGCUUGAGAGUAACACACUUCAGCAUGACUUCAAUGUAUAUGAGCAUGUGCCCGUUUGGUGUAAUAAUGCUUGCUUUCAUACAUAACAUGAUGGAUGGUUUUCGGUUAACGCGAUAUACAUUCCUGCUCGCUCUUUGGAGCGUAUUGGCUGCUGGAUUAGUAGAACAAGCCUACCUUCCGUCUAAUGCAUUAUUAUUUCUUUCUUCGCUGUUGACCUUAAUUUUGAUAUAUACCACCAACACGGACACAUCUCCAGAAUCGCCUGACACUACUGCAAAUAGUUUUCAUAAACUUUACUCUGAAGAUCUUUUAAACGAUGAUGAUGCCAUUAACUCUCUAAAUCAACUUAAUGGAAAUUGCGCCUCCAUAAAAAGUAUUCACUCAUUCCGUUCGUUUAAAACUCCUUCCCCUCUAAAGUCUAUGGAGAAAUUAUCCCCCGUAACCUCCUCAGCAUUUUCAUUACAUCAAAUGCCACAUGGAACCGCAACAACAAAUUCAAGCUUUCGUAGUUUUGCUGAGCGACCGACAUUCCCUAAACAAUCGUACUUUUCAAGCGGACCGCAAUGUUGUUACGGUUCUAUCCAUGAUUUCCGUAACGGCUAUAGGCCAGAAAAUGGCAACUUUACAUUAAACGGAUCCAUUACAAACAAUAGUGUUUUCAAUUCUUCUUUCAUAGAGCCACAAACACAUUUUUCUAACUGCAAUACAACUAACAAAAGCUUCCUUACAGCUUCGAACAACUCUAUAUACUUAAGAGAUAAUAAUCCUUUUACCCCUCAACCGAUGCCCGGAAUGCUUACACCCUUUUCAUUGUCAAGCAAUUCAAUUUACAGCGAAGCCCAUGCAACGAGAAGCAAGUUAUUGUCACCUACUCGUUUUAGUGUCAAUAGCUUAAUGUCAAGUCCUUCAUGUGAUGUAUCCUGGCUAUCGGGUGGCUAUUUCAAUCAACAACCAAUGACAAAAAAUUUAAUUAAUACCGCUAUUGAUGAGAACAUGUCCCGAGCUUCAUCACAUUCUUCAGGUUUUGAGUCACAGAACGGGCGCUUUAACAUAUCAAGGGAGAAUUCUUGUUGCCCCGAUAUUAACGAUAUUCAUCAACGCACCUUAACCUCAGAAGAUGCAAAUGGUUUUCAGCCUAUUGAGUCACCUAAAUCCAAUGGCAGCUACUACUCGCAAAGACCUUCGGUACUAAAAUCCUCCUCCCUUAGUUUGAAUUCGUGCAGCUCUAACAAUAACGACAUAUGGAAAACUCCACAGCCAUCUUUGAACCGAAAAACCAACAUAACUCGUAACACAGAAGACUCUUUUAAUUUAAAUAAAAUCAAUGAACAAUUGCCAAUCAUUACAACGGGUGAUUUGCUUAAAAAGUGAAAAGAAACGUGAAAAUAGGCAACACUUUCCCCGCCUUUUUCCAAUUUAUUUCGUUUAAGUUGAUAUAUUUCUGUUUAUAACUAGUAUUUUAGCAAUCGGGAACAUGUAGUUUAGAUAUUUUCGAAAGCAGGACAAGAAAGUGAACAAGUAGCUGUUGGAAAUAUGUUGGUUUAGUAUAAUUAUUCUUAAUUAAGUCUAUUAUCUGCUGUUUUUCGUUUUGUAUUGUUUUUAUAAAUCAACUGUUUCAUUUUGCUGAUUAUGUAAAGUUAAUUGAUGAAUUUUAUUAGUAAAGAAAAAGUACACCAAAACUCAUAUAUUAAAGUAUUUGUCACUGCCCCUCAAAGUUAAUGAGUUGAUG
Messenger RNA from Glossina fuscipes, 2646 nucleotides. RefSeq lists its product as uncharacterized. Gene Ontology annotation, biological process: nuclear migration along microtubule. NCBI's taxonomy places the organism in Eukaryota, Metazoa, Arthropoda, Insecta, Diptera, Glossinidae. The record is from RefSeq and is a predicted model, not a curated record. The coding region runs from base 33 to 2288 and encodes 751 amino acids. Gene Ontology annotation, cellular component: nuclear membrane. Gene Ontology annotation, molecular function: lamin binding; actin filament binding. The transcript is spliced from 4 exons.